AUGACACAAAAGAAUUGUGAGGCAGUAUGUUGUGACAAAGGAAUAUUGAUUGAAGACAAAUGUAGAUGUGAUAUUGGAUCGUUUGGAGAGGACUGUAGUCAAAAUUUGUAAGACAUUUAUAUUGCCCCCUAUUAUACAUUUAUUGGGAUCUAUUGUGUUGCAUUCUUUUUUAUAUUAUUAGUAACUAUUAGAUAAUUUUAAACUUCUUUAAAGACUCAAAGAAUUCCAUCUUAUUAUACGUAAUAUGAUGUAUGAUUAUUUUAGUUUUUUUUAAUAUGCCUACGCUUUGAUUGGAUCUCCUUAGAAUUAUAUCUUAGUCUUAACAAUGGUUUUAUCAAUAUGUAAAUUGAUAUGGCUGAUUCUGGAUCCUUUCGAAAUCUAUGUAAUAUAAUUUACUUAUAAAGUUGAUAGAGUGGGAAUACUACAGUCAUUGAGAGACUGUUAGCAGAAGUGGUAUACACUUUACUAUUUUAUAUUUAUGGUUGUUUAUUAAUCGUUUGGUAUACUAUGUACGAUGAGAUUUCAUAUAAUAUUUAUCAAGGAGAGACAAACAAGCCAAGGAAAUGGAUUUUUACUUACUAUAAGGAAGCAUUAAAGAUUCGAUUAUUUAUUGUGUUUUUGGUUUAGAUAACGGUAAGUACAUUAAAUGGUAAAUUAAUUAAUAAUUUAAGGUUUACGAAGAGGUGUACGAUAUCCAAUAUUUCUGAUGGUUUGUUACAUAUUUUUGAUGGCAAACUUCUUUUUGUUCAUAAUAGAAUUUAUAAUAUACGGAUCAUCAUUGUAAACUUGUAUUAAGGAUUAGAUUAAAAUAUGUAGAUCAUAAUAUAAAAUUUAAUAUCAAGGAAUGGAAAAAGCAAUUUAAUUAUAAAUAUAGAAGGAAGAUAGUCUUAGUAAAUCACCAGAGUCUGUUUUAAGAAUGGCAAAAUAUUCUAGAUAAGGAAGUAUUGAAGAAUAGAAGAAUGAAAUUUAAGAUGAAGUAAAAUAGAUGGAUGAACCAAAAUUAAAGUUAGGUUAAACAAAAAUAAAAUCUGUAUCAUUUGCACGUACAUUUGUAAAAGGAAUGAGAGGAUCAUCAUUUUUUAGAUAAGAGAGUUUGAAAUAAUUGAAAUCAAAUAAAUCUAAUUAAUAAAAUUAAGAUUUAAAUAGUGAUUAAUCUGCAAAAGACUUAGAUAAUUAAUUUAAAGAAGAACCUACUGAUGAAGAAAUUAAUAGUUGUUGUUUAAAUGAGAAUUAAUCUAAUUCAAUGAAAUGGGAAAAUGAAGAAGAUAGAUAAGCUUAUCAAGAAACUGUAAAAAUGUAAAUUAAAGCUGUUAAAGAGACAAAAGAUACUACUGAGAAAAGAAAGGAAUCAAUAAAUUAAUAACAAUAAUAAAAAUUUAUAGAGAGAGGGGAAUAGAAAAAAUUGAGUUAUUUAGGAACUAGUUAAUAAGAUUACAAAACAUCAAUUCAUUAGUAAAAUGAUGAAGAUUAAGAGAAGUUUAAUUUGAAAUCAUCUAAUUUAGCAAUAGAUAGAAAAAUAUUAUUUAAGAUUUAAUUAUUAGUUUACUUUGGAAUAAUAUUGGAAAUUCUAUUUGGAGGAUUAAGUAUAGUUGUUUUGGUUACAGAUUUAAUUCGUGAUCCUAUUGGAGUGUUGGUGUAUUUAUAUGGGUCAUCAACAUUAUAAUUUUUUUCUUUGAUAACAGUGUUAAAAUUAUUUAGAGACAUAAAGAAUUAAGAAAUCAAGAAUUUAAUUUGGAUUUAGAAGGUGGGAAAUCAAAAGAACAAGAUUAAUUAACAAUAUAUGUUUUCAAUUCCUUAGGAUUAAAAGGAGGAUGUAUAGAAACUUAAAUUCUAACAACGAAUUAAUAUGAAUACUUUAUAUUGA
Molecule: messenger RNA, 1864 nt
Organism: Paramecium primaurelia
Lineage: Eukaryota; Ciliophora; Oligohymenophorea; Peniculida; Parameciidae
Source: the annotation of a GenBank genome assembly